Molecule: messenger RNA, 405 nt
Organism: Entrophospora candida
Lineage: Eukaryota; Fungi; Glomeromycota; Glomeromycetes; Entrophosporales; Entrophosporaceae
Source: the annotation of a GenBank genome assembly
GUAAGAACACCAAUUGCACGACCAUCAACAAAUUAUAAUUUAUGUGAAGUUCUGGGGUUAGGAAGUCAAAAGCAAAUAUGGUUGUCAUACUUGGAUUAUCUACAUCUAACAGUUGCUGAAAAAGGAAUUGAUCUUUCAAAAUUUCGUGAACAAAAAGAUGAAAUAUUUCCUUCAAUAAUUAAAAAUGUUACUAUUGUUGAACAAUCAAAUAGUGGUCAAUCUGUUGCUGAUAUUGAACAAGAUAUUAUUGUUGGUGAUGGUGAUGUCCUUGAUCAAUCUCCUGGUGUUGAACAAACCACCAGUAAAAAACAAAGUGCUAGUAAAAAGCAAACUGCUAGUAAAAAACCUGGUAAAAAAAGUAAAUUGGCAAGGGUAGAAAAAGUUGUCACCCGAUCUAAAAAGUAG